GAAUCCGAACAGACCAUAAAGAGCGUAAACACACCCAACACGCUCAAGCGACAAGUGGUUGGCCUAUUCAAAACGCGAGCUCUCCACCUGAUGAAAAACGCGGGAAAGUUUGUUGGUGUUAACGUUGAGUGAGUGUCGCGUGUAAUUGUUUAUCAAAAUGUCGAUACGUUUGCAUAUUAAAAAGGAGCACAUUGAAGGAGUUAAAAAUAGUCAAGUACACUCGGUACCAUGUAAAAUACGCAGUACUGGACCAGCAAAUGUCUCGAAAUAUUUUGUUCCGUACAUUAGAACAACUGACAAUGCUCAUUUUGAUGUUUCUUUUCGUGGAUAUCCACUUCAUGGUAAAAAACUAAGUGUUCCAAAGGGUUACAAAGGAAUAGCAUUUUUUGAAAAAAAUAAACCUGUUAAUCCUGAUAGUCAACGUAAUUUUAAUUCAACGGAAUGUUUUACGGAAUUUACUUACUGGAACUGGGAUAAAUUGCCUUCAAGAAAUGAUGCCUUUGAUGCUGCCCUAGAUUGGGUCGAAAUCGCUGAAGCUCUCCACGCACCAAUUGAAGAGUCGAGUUAAUAGUUUAUGGGUUUAUUUACAUAAACUGCUGUGCCUUAACUAUGAAGAUGAAAAUAUUUUUUAAAUACCAAAUAAGUUCUUAUCGAUGUCAUUUUU
Microplitis demolitor is the source of this 664-nucleotide messenger RNA. Its product is annotated as ribonuclease H2 subunit C-like protein. The record is from RefSeq and is a predicted model, not a curated record. Gene Ontology annotation, biological process: RNA catabolic process. Gene Ontology annotation, cellular component: ribonuclease H2 complex. The transcript has 3 exons. Bases 158 to 568 code for a protein of 136 amino acids. NCBI's taxonomy places the organism in Eukaryota, Metazoa, Arthropoda, Insecta, Hymenoptera, Braconidae.